AUGGGCCGCUCCCGUGUGCUGUCAUUUAUAUCUACUUGGGGAGGUCCGAAGAACAAUGAGUCCGGAAGGGAAAGCAAGCGAUCGUCGAAGAACGUCACACCCGCCGAAACACCUCCACGGUGGCAAACCCCGUCACCCGAUACCCCGUCGCCGCCCUCUGAACUGUCGCCAACGGGUGGUUCGACGUCGCGCGGCGAGGGAAUUGGCUCGCGACCAGCGUCGAUGAUCUUUUCACGCAAUCCGCCGCUGAUAACCCAUGCGGAGGAUACCCCACCAGAGCUGUCGCCGAUCUUCACCUACCUGAAUAUCCACACCAACAAGGUCUACCAAGAAGGCUACUUUCUGAAGUUGAAUGACCAGGACACCCAUGGGCGACCUUGUUCUGAUCGACAGUGGGUGGAAUGCUAUGCACAGCUAGUCGGAACCGUCCUUUCCCUCUGGGAAGCUACUGCGCUGGACGCAGCAGGCGGGGAAGAAGUCCCCGCAACCUUUAUCAACCUGGCAGAUGCAUCACUUAAAAUGAUUGAAACCCUACCGAUCAGGAACGGAGCCGUACAGCCGUUAAAAAAUGUGCUCAGUCUUUCCUCCGCGGGUAAAAACCGAUAUUUGCUCCAUUUCAGUUCCUUCCAUUCGAUGAUUCAAUGGACGGCGGCCAUUCGCCUGGCUAUGUAUGAGCACACGUCGCUGUAUGAAGCAUAUACCGGCUCCCUCAUUGCCGCCAAAGGGAAAACCCUAAAUGGGAUUCAAUCCAUCCUGGUCCCGACUAAAUUCAAGUACGAAGAUUGGGCCCGUGUGCGAUUCGGCGCGGGAACGCCGUGGAGACGAUGUUGGUUUGUGAUCAACCCCCCAGAUGAAAAGGAAAUCCAAAAGGCACGGAAAGUGAUGAAAAAAUCCGCCUACGAUCGCUUGUCGAUUCCAAUCACCGGAACCAUCAAGUUCUAUGAAACCAAGAAAACCAAGAAAGUGCAGCCCAUUGCAACAGUGACGCAUGUGUACUCGGCAUAUGCCAUCUACCCGCAAUCUAAGGCUUUGAUCGAUCAAUCAACAUUGGUGAAACUCGAAGGCCAGAUCACCAUGCACUCGGGGCCCUCCUCUUCUUCCGAAGGGCUUGUGUUUGUCAUGCCAGAGCUCCACGCUGCGGUUUCCGGCUUCGAGAUGAUGCUUCGUUUCCUCUUUCCAACCUUUGAUACCUUCAACCUCUACGGUCGUCCCACUCGCCUUGUGGCCGACACAAAUCACAUCAAAAGCAUCAUGUUUGCCUUUCCUAAAGAGCGCCGCUACGGAUAUUUAGAUGUUUUGGACAUUGUCAACCUGCUUCAGACCCAGGGAAGUCAAGAGUGGAGUGAAGCAGAAUGGAGGAAGCAACUGAAGGAAGCGACUCAGAAGCGGAACGCCACUGGUAGGAGGAGAGGUGAUAGUGUCACCAGCCGACGCCCACGCUACCGCACCAGUGUAAUCUCCACGCGCAACGGAGAGGCCCCGAUCGAUCUUGCUCGACGCCAAUUUGCUCCCGAGGCCAAGCCCGAGUUCAACCAAUCUGCCGAUGCCAUAGUCCCCGAAGCCCCGAGGGACGAUUCUAUGGCUUAUCAUUCUAGGGGAAUGUCAGAUAUCACGGAUUUGCAGAGAGGAGCAAGACCAGCUCACGGCUCCAUGUUGAAAGGCUCUCCCGACUCUUCCACCCAGGAUCUGGUGCAUCAUGACCGAGUACAAGCUUUGGCAGGCCCUGUUGACGAGCGCACAAGUUCUGACAGCGACCGAAACACUGAGGAACUUGCCCGACCGCCUGUGUUCGGGGAGCAGCUUCCACCACGCACACCACCCUCUCCAGUUGUGAGCCCACCAGCUUUCGCACAUGGUCCUCGGGAACUGCCCUUCAAUCGGCCCGCGGCAACGGAUGAGCAGAGACGGGCUAAUAACCGGAUGUCUCAUGCAACUCUCACCCAGCUCACCCAGGUUGGUAAAAUGGGUAUGGGGGGAGCCGCUUUCGCCUAUCAUGACCAGCAGCCACAGCGCGAAUCCAACAGUGACCAGCAACUUCAGGACCACUCUUCGAACACCACUUUUUCUCCACGGCCCAUUGCACCUGUCAAUUCCCAACUUAUGCAUCGGUCGAGUGAGGAACAAAUGGGCCAUAUGUUCCCAAUUCGGCAACCGCCAACCUCAGAACCCCGUCCCCUCACACCUAAUUCUGCAGGCAAGCCCUCGCCAAAGCCCGACUUGGCGAUUGGCACUGUUCAGAGUUUAAAGCGCAAACCUCUACCGCAAAGACAGCUUUUCGAAGAAUCCCCUCAAUCCCCCGGGGAGCCCAGUUUAGACGAUCUUCGCCAUACCCUGGAUGAAGAUGCGUUAAACCGAAUUGCUCCUCACCUCCCAUCCCCCGUUUCCCCAACACGGAAUGAUGCGGAGAGCGUGUAUGAUGAUGCAUCUACGGUUUCUCCUGACUAUGCCAGCACGCAUGAAUCUAUUCACAGCAAGAAAUCUGUGCAGUCGACUGCCCGACCCAGGAUGGGUGUUAUGAAGAUUGUGGGAGAGCCAGUCAAGCAAGACCUUGUCAUUGGCGAUGCUCGUUAUUCUACCAUUAAGCCCGAAGAGCCCAAUCCAGAUAUACCCGCGGUUGACUUCGGUCCGACUUUGACCUAUAUGCCUACCACCGGGCGCCCGAGUACCGGAGAUACUUUGAGGAAAGCUUCGCACCAGCGCAAUGACUCGGAGGCAGCUGAAAGGCUCAGGUUUAACGUUCCCACUAACACUAUGGAGCACGGUCAUAAUCAAUCUCCGAGUCAGGAUGAAUUUCGACGAAGUGUAUUGUGGCAGCCUGGCAUGACUGGUCGACCAACUACGCCCGGUGGUGGUCUGACUCCAGAACAAUUUGUACAGCAACGAGCGGCCCCGACCCCUCCGGUGCAUAUGCACCAUCGUUCUCCGUCAGGUACCGCCCCGUCGCCGCAACGCCCUGGCUCCGCAGAUUGGCAACAGCAUGUUCGGCCCAACUCCCGGAUGACUUCCUACCAGGAUCCAUACCAGCGUCCUUCUUCGCGUGGUACAACCGCAGCGCUCGCCAAUUACAACGAGAGGUCCAACCAUCUUUCCGCUCGUGAGCAGGAACAUGUGGCACGCAUCACUGGUUCCUCCUUCUUUAACAUGUCCAACAGCAACCGGCAACCUCAGCCGCAAGUGAAUCCAAUGGGCCUUGUCUCGACAAUUGAUGCCCGUGAGCGUGAGAGACGCGAGAUGAAGGAGGGAAUGUCGAACCAAAUGGUCCAACACGCCAUUGCUCAGCGCCAACAGGCUAUGAUGCACCAACCUCAUCAAGCUGGGAGUCAGUAUGCUGGUUCAAUGAUGCACCAACAACCGCAACCUGGAACUCAAUAUGCUGGCUCGAUGUACCCUCCCCCAUCUCGCCAAGAUGGCAUGUACAAUCUCCCCGGUGCAAGCCAAACUUGGGACGCUUUGCAUCAAAUGAAUCGACCCGAUGAACCUCGUCGUCGAUCCUGGUACGGCCAGCUGGCGCAGCAGGCACCUCCGACUCCUCCAAGCUACCAACAGAGCCAGCAAUUUGCCCAUCAAGGAGGAUACCAUACCAACUACAACACCACGCAGUCUUAA
This is a messenger RNA of Penicillium macrosclerotiorum, 3606 nucleotides long. RefSeq lists its product as uncharacterized. The transcript is spliced from 4 exons. Lineage: Eukaryota; Fungi; Ascomycota; Eurotiomycetes; Eurotiales; Aspergillaceae. Bases 1 to 3606 code for a protein of 1201 amino acids. The record is from RefSeq and is a predicted model, not a curated record.